This is a messenger RNA of Anoplophora glabripennis (Asian longhorned beetle), 1761 nucleotides long. Its product is annotated as myrosinase 1-like. NCBI's taxonomy places the organism in Eukaryota, Metazoa, Arthropoda, Insecta, Coleoptera, Cerambycidae. Gene Ontology annotation, biological process: carbohydrate metabolic process. Gene Ontology annotation, molecular function: beta-glucosidase activity. The record is from RefSeq and is a predicted model, not a curated record. Bases 1 to 1596 code for a protein of 531 amino acids. The transcript is spliced from 9 exons.
AUGAAUUACAAGACCGGACUUACCCUUGAGAACAACGGAGACGUGGAAGACAGAAACGUUGAAGGUAGAGAGUACAGCAAUUUUAGGCGGUUUUAUAGUGGAGAGCAAAGGGACUGGUUUCCCGAAGCCGUCUCUCCACAGCAGCAAACGUUGGGCGACUUGUUUCGUAGCCGCAGAGAACAACCUUACAUUCCCGAUGGUUUCUUGUUCGGCGUCGCUACGGCAGCCUACCAAAUUGAAGGAGCCUGGAAUGAAGAUGGAAAAGGUGAAAACAUCUGGGAUCGUUUCGUCCAUAGCAAUCCCUCAGUCAUUAAAAACAAUGAUACCGGAGAUAUAGCCUGUAACUCAUAUCACAAGUAUAAGGAAGACAUAGCUCUUGCAAAAGAGCUUGGUGUGAACCAUUAUAGAUUUUCCAUUUCUUGGUCUAGAAUAUUACCUACUGGUUUUGCUGAUAAAAUCAACAUCAAGGGGAUUAUGUACUACCAAAAUUUAGUAAACGAAAUAGUGAAACAGGGCAUGAUACCUGUUGCCACCUUGUACCACUGGGAUCUUCCUCAACCCUUGCAGGACAUCGGGGGAUGGACGAAUCCAGAACUAGUUCACCACUUCCUCAGUUAUUCUCGAAUAGUAAUACAGAACUUGAACCAAGUUGGAUACUGGACAACUUUCAACGAACCCCGGCCAAUCUGCCAAUAUGGAUACGGUCUAGGAGUCCUUGCUCCUGGUAUAGCCCUAGAUGGUACAGGCGAAUAUUUGUGCGCGUAUGUCUUGGUAAAAGCGCACGCUGCUGUGUAUCAUAUGUAUAAAACAGAAUUUCCAGACUCCAAAGCUAAAAUGUCAAUAACGAUUGAUGGUGAAUGGUCCGAACCAGCUAGUGACAAAGAAACUGAUAAAGAAGCUGCAGAAAGAAGGAAUCAGUUUGAGUUUGGAUUAUACGCUAAUCCGAUAUUGAAUGGAAACUGGCCUCAGGUGGUAAUAGAUCGUGUAAAGUAUCGCAGUGAAAACGGGAAUUACUCAAAAUCACGCCUUCCCGAGUUCACCACAGAAGAAAUCGCGUAUAUUAAAGGCACCUAUGAUUUCAUCGGUAUCAACACAUACUAUACUACCCUCGUUGCCGAUGCCGUUGAGGUUGAUUUUGCCACGACCAGUUAUGCGAACGAUGUCAGGGUUACCACAUCUGCAGAUCCUUCAUGGCCUGUCGCACCAAAUGGAAAUACGAUUGUACCUUGGGGAGCUAGAAAAUAUUUGAAGUGGGUAAAAGAUACAUACAAUAACCCGGAAAUUUUAAUCACGGAAAAUGGCGUCUCUGAUGACGGCAGUACUUUGGAAGACGACGACAGAAUCAACUUUUAUCAGGACUAUCUUAAAGCAAUACUUGAUGCAAUGUAUGAAGACGAAGUAAAAGUAUUUGGAUACACUGCAUGGAGUUUAUUGGAUAAUUUCGAAUGGAUAAGUGGAUACAGUGUACAUUUUGGACUCUACCACGUAAACUUUACGGAUCCGGAUAGGAAAAGGACUGCAAAAAAAUCAGCAAGCUAUUACAAAGCCGUAGUUGCCAAUCAUAUGCUACCAGAUAUUGCAACGACUACAAGUUAGAAACCAGAAAGCCAGAGACUACCACUCAUGGUUCUGCUGAUAGAAUAUUCAUUCUAUCAGAAUAUUUAUCAGGAUAUUUAGUUCCUAUACCUUAUUAGUAGUAAUAUUUUGGUGCCGCUUCAAAUAUUUGUAUAGUUUGAUCAGCAUUAAAAGCAAAACCAUACC